Molecule: messenger RNA, 2358 nt
Organism: Cladocopium goreaui
Lineage: Eukaryota; Dinophyceae; Suessiales; Symbiodiniaceae
Source: the annotation of a GenBank genome assembly
AUGAGAUCCUUUGCAGUUGCUGGAUCAGCCAGCUUUGUCAAGCAGUUGACAGACAAUUCACAAGUCACAAAGGUGACUAGUGCAACUUUUCCUACAGAGGAUGUGAUCCAGGAUAGACCUGUGUUCAAUGUUGCGCAGGCUGAACAUCAGCCUCAACCUUUUUACACUCAGCUAAACGUGGCUGACCUGCAGUCUGGUGGAAGCACAGACAAGCCGGUGCUGGUCGAAGGACCACCGGUAAAACCAGGAGAUGAAAGAUCUCCGCCUUUCCUGCUUGAGUUAUUUUGUGGUACUGCGGGCGUUUGCGCCCAGUUCAAGACAAGGGGUGGCAGAGCCCUAGGCAUUGACCAUCACUUGAAAAGGACGCGUUUGAAAGCAGCUGCUGUCAAACUUGACUUGACGCAACCUUGGGUGCAAGAAUUGAUAGAGCGAGAGGUCAAACUUGGGCGUGUUCAUGCAAUUCAUCUAGGACCUCCCUGUGGAACUGCGUCACGUGCCAGAAACAUACCUGUAAAGCGCAAACUGCGCAGCAAAGGUGCACCUAACCCAAAGCCACUCCGUAGCUCUGUCUAUCCUCUUGGGUUUCCGUGGCUGAAGGGUCUGAACAAAACGAAGGUGGAUGCUGCAAACUGUCUUUACGAAUUUUCUGCUCGUUUAGUUCAACUUGCGGAUCAGUUUGGCGUUUUGUUUACAGUUGAGAAUCCGGCGAACUCCAUUUUGUGGGAGACACCAUUUUUCAAGCCGCUACUGGAGAAGUUCUUUUUUCACAUAGUGGAUGCCUGCGAGUAUGGAUCUCAGCACAAGAAAGCCACUGCCUUUUUAGCAAAUUUUGAUGCACCUCGUUUGAAACGCCGUUGCAAUGGCGACCAUCAGCAUGCUCCUUGGAAGAUACAGAAAUUGGAAACAGGCGCAUGGUCCUUCGACACUGCAAAGGAAGCGGAAUAUCCUCUUAAACUUGCAGCUGAACUGGCAUCUGCUUUCUUGGAUGAAUUGAGCAAGUGCAAUGUUUUGCACUUACAGGACGAUUUACAGGACCAUGCUUCCAAAAUUUCUGCCGAGGCUCAGCCCAGACGUACAAAGGGCCCUUUGCUUGUUGCUGAAUUUAAAACAAAGGUUACAGUUUGGUGCUCAAUCGAUGAAGUUCCUCCUCAAAUCAUUCCGGAAGAUGCCCAGCCACCGUGGCAAGGCGUCCCUGUUGGCUCCAAACGGUUAGACGUACAGCCGGAAGAAAGUGAAAUGGGGGGAGUGAGCCGCCUGAAAGUUACUUUUGGUGUAUAUUUUUCUCCAAAAGAGUUUGUCUUGAAUGUCCAACAGCUGCGUCACCCAUUUGACGUGCCCCUGCCUUUGGAUGAUGCGAAUAUGGCGGCAAUAGCCUUCAUCCUCAAGAAUGGCCCGGCUGCGGUUGCAAAACACAGAGCUGACGUCUUGAAGCACUAUGUUAACCGUGCCAAAGAACUACAACGCGAUGAAGCUGCCUUACAUGAAGGACUGGAUAGCCUUCUCCAACCUGUGCUGCGUUCGAAGAAACUGCUCCUCUUCAAGGAGAUGUUGACAGACGCUGGGGUAAACGAUGCAACUCUGGUGGAUGAGAUGUGUGAUGGAUUCCGCCUUGUGGGCGACCUGAAUCCAUCUGGCCAGUUCAAACAACAACUCAAACCAGCAGCCAUCAGCGUUGACCAGCUGAGGCAAACAGCGUUGUGGGCACAGAAAGCGGUAGUUUCUUCGUGUAGAAAAGUUUUGGAAGACAAUGAGAUCGCAGUUGCGGUUUGGGAAGAGACAAUGCAACAGGCAUCGGACGAACAAAGAUGGGUCAUUGGGCCUUUCUCUUCUUCAGAGAUGACGGAGCGCCUUGGAGACCACUGGGUUCCUUCAAGGCGCUUCGGUGUGAGGCAGAGUGGAAAGAUAAGAGCUGUAGAUGAUUUCUCACAGUACCUCAUCAAUUCUGCGGUGACGUGCCAUGAGAAAUUGGACUUGGAAGGGAUUGACAGCAUAUGUGCAACAGCUCGUUUUUUUCUUGGUGCACAAGCCGAUGAUGGCUUUUGGCAGAUUCCUGACGAAAGCGGAGCCCAGUGCGGCAACAUGGUGACACACGGUGCAUUGCUUGUGGACCCUUGGAAAGGGACGAGUUAUUUCUUUGGAGAUCACGCCCCUAUACAGUUCGUUGAGAUGUGGCAGCGCACCGGCAAGAAGCAGGUCAUUGCACAGGCAGAGAUAUUUCCUGUUCUGAUUGCGAAGGAGACUUGGCAGUCCGAGAUUUCUGAUCGGAGCGUUUUGUGGUUUCUGGAUAACGAAUCUUUCUUUGCAAGUGCAGUUGGAGUGUAUGCACCUUUGGAACCGCCCCUUUUCUCGACAGAAUAA